Molecule: messenger RNA, 1802 nt
Organism: Phoenix dactylifera (date palm)
Lineage: Eukaryota; Viridiplantae; Streptophyta; Magnoliopsida; Arecales; Arecaceae
Product: zinc finger CCCH domain-containing protein 9-like
Molecular function (GO): mRNA binding; metal ion binding
Source: RefSeq, a predicted model, not a curated record
UGUGCAACCCCCCUCCCCCGCUUCUCUCCUCUGUUCGCAUCUCUUCUCCUCUCUCCUCCCUUCUCUUCUCAACUACUUCUGUGUCUCCUCUUGGUUCAGAGACAGUAGCCGACAAGAUGCAGCAGGAGCUGGUGACACCCACCAAUGGCGACCGCCUCAGGUCUGCCCCUUUCCUAUCUCCAGAUCGACGGCUCUCCUGUGGAGAUUUCUUCUGGCCCUAUACGUCGGUUAUCUCAACAACGGAAAGACAACGACUCGCAUGACCCAGCCCCCUGCCUCCGGGUCCCUGUCGCUCGCCCCAUCCACCGUCUCCUUCGACGAGGAUGUCCCCACCGCCCCUGAGAACCGCCUCUACCUCGCCCGCCUUACCCUCCAGUACCGCGAGAUCGCCGAGCUAUACGAUCUGUGUCUCUCCCACCUCCAGGACGCGGCCCAGGAGGCGGAGACCCUCCGGCAGGAAAAUGUCAAGCUCCGGAUCGCCAACAGCGACCUCGCAAAGCGCCUGAACCUCCUGUCCGGGAAUCAGAGCGGGCGGAUCGCGUCCCCCGCCGCCGCCGGCCAUCCCGCGCUGUCGAUCGUGGACGAGUUCCGCCGCCUCGGCCUCGGGGAACCGCCGGCGGAGACCAGCCCGACGAGUGUGCUGGCGUUCCAGGAGAACCGGUUCGCGAGGCGGGCCGCGGAGAAGCGGGUUCUGCGCCUGCCCAAGAGCGUAUCCGUCCGGUCCAACGGGUCCCUCAAGCUGAACCAGGGCGUCUUGACCGCCAAUGGCAACGGCCGGCUUCGCGUCUCGAGCCCUGUCAUGGUCGGUUCGGAGCAGCAAAAGGUGUACGUCGGGGGGGAGAGCAAGAAGAAGGGGGAAAGAGGAGGCCGAGAGGAGGAUGAAGAGGGUGGAGAAGCACUGGAAAUGGAGGUGUACAACCAGGGAAUGUUCAAGACGGAGCUGUGCAACAAGUGGGAGGAGAGCGGGGAGUGCCCCUAUGGCGAGCACUGCCAGUUCGCCCACGGCAUCACCGAGCUCCGCCCUGUCAUCCGCCACCCCCGCUACAAGACCGAGGUCUGCCGCAUGAUCCUCGCCGGCGACACCUGCCCCUACGGACACCGCUGCCACUUUCGCCACACCUUCUCCCCCUCCGACGGCUUCCUCCUCCGCCCUUCACAAUAAUUCUUAUCUACAAGCAUCAUCAUGAUAAAAUAAUUAUAAAAAAAUCCCAGCAAACAGAUGCUCUAAAAUCCUCUCCCCCAUCCCAUUUGGCAUAAUUGAUAAAGAAGCGGAAAAAAUAACAACACUUAAAUCAAUGGUGCGGCAUGUGUGUGUGUGUGUAUAUGGAUAGAGGAGACCAUUAAUGUGGAGGUAUGUAUAUAAAGCAAAGGAUUUCCACACGGAACACCAUAUUUGGUGGCUUUGUUAGUAAUUUGCUCGGUAUAUAUCCCUUCUGAUGAUGAUGAUAUCUAUAUAUGUAAGUAUCAGUAAUUAAUGGUUAAGGAUGAUAAAUAUCAUUGAGGUGUUUUAAAAAAAAGUAGGUUAGGGCGGAUAGCUCGGCCAUCAGGGAUUUUAUUUUCUCACUUUUAUAUGUUUCAUUACUCUCAUAUCUGUUUCUUUUUCCUAGCUAUCAUAUGUUGAUUCUGGAGCGGGUGAAAAUUCUCCUGUUGAUCUGUAGGUGGCGGGGGACAAGGGGAGAGUGAGAUGGCAGGCUGUGUUUCUCACUUUUCUUUGUUUUGCAGUUUCUUGAUUUUCUAAUUACUCCAAACUUCUUCACCAACCUCUUGUAAUGCUUGAGAGGCAUGGUUUACCUGACAUAAAA